Messenger RNA from Clupea harengus (Atlantic herring), 1144 nucleotides. RefSeq names its product centrosomal protein of 55 kDa-like. Gene Ontology annotation, cellular component: midbody. The record is from RefSeq and is a predicted model, not a curated record. Lineage: Eukaryota; Metazoa; Chordata; Actinopteri; Clupeiformes; Clupeidae. Gene Ontology annotation, biological process: establishment of protein localization; regulation of phosphatidylinositol 3-kinase/protein kinase B signal transduction; mitotic cytokinesis.
UUGAAACAGUCCAGGAGCUCCUGCGAGAUGCCCUGGAGAAGAAUCAGCAGUGGCUGGAAUACGAUCAGCAGAGAGAGGCCUAUGUCACAGCAGUGUUGGCAAGAAUCCACCAACUCGAGCCACAGCAAGGUCUAGGCAUCCAACAGCAGCAGCAGCAGCACAAAGAACCUGAUUCAGAAGAGAUGAGGGAAGCACAGAGGCAGUAUGACGAGGCCCUGCAGAGCUGUGAAGAACAGCUAAAGCAGGAACUUCAGAGCAUUUCUCAGACGCAGGCAGAACUGGGCCGAGUGAGGAGGGAGCUCCUUGACAAAAAGGAAGAGGUUUGCCAAGUGCAGAUUCUGAUCCAAAGCAAGCAGAAAGAUCUGGACCAGGUGCAGACGUAUAUCAAAGACAAGCAGGAGAAGCUGGAUCAGGUGCGACACCAGAUGAAAGAGAAGAAUGGAGAUUUGAGUGAAAUGCAGAACCUUCUUGACAGCAAAUGGAGCGAGCUAGAACAGGUGCAAAACCAGCUCCAGGUCAAGCAGUGUGAACUUGAUCAAGUGCAACACUGCAUCAGGGACCAGCAGAGCCAGAUGAGUCAGAUGCAGCAGCAGCUGAAAGACCAGAAGAGAGAACUGAAGAAGGGGAUGCAGCUGCAAGAGGUCUUGCAGAAACAGCAUGAGGAGCAGACCAGGAUUGCUCUCCUAGAGAAGCAGGUUUCACACUUUACUGAGGAUGUAGAAGAGCAGACGCAUGAGAAACAACAUUUGCAGAGGCACCUUCACAAGGUUUUAAAAGAUCUGAGCAAAGCUCAGGACUACAUCUCCAAAUUAGAGGACAAGUUGGAUGAAGUUCAGAGUACAACUGGUGCCUGUGAGGAAAGGACCGAUCCUGGGCCAGAGAAGAUAGUCAGACAGAGUUUUCAGGAGCUCAAUGCAUCACCAAGAGUGGCCAACCCCCUGGAUGAGAGCUUUCUGGAGUGUCCGAACUGCAGAAUCCAGUAUCCAGCUAGUCGUCAUAGGGAGCUAGUGACUCAUAUUGAUGAGUGUUGUGGAUGAAAGUCGUCAUAGGGGGCUAGUGACUCCUAUUGAUGAGUGUUCUGGAUGACCGCAUGAUGCAGCAUAUUUCAAUUAUAACAAGACAAGUUUUAGAAUACAUUCAUGUA